AUGGCGGGCGGCGGCGGUGACGAGGAUGCCGCUAAGCGCAAGCUCUCCAACCCGAUCCUCGCGCGUGUCGUCGUUGGUCGCAAACUUUCGAAACCUCGCCAGAAGCCCGUCUCGGAGCGGCCCGUCCUCAGGAUGCGCGGCGACAGGGAGGCCAGGUACCGAAGCCAAUCUACUGGACACUACCAGACGGAUUCGCUAGCUUCUGCGCUAUCUAUCACGCCCUUUCGUGCUACUCGUCAACAAGCGCAAAGAGAAGUCAGCGGUGUGGGCCCUCAGGCGGGCUUCGAGGAGGAUCUGUUCGCUGCUAUGGCGCUGUCUGGCACCAAGGCUCAGGUCCUUGAGAUGCACAAGGAAUGCCAGAACACUCCAAGCCGUCUGGAGGCAAAGGAGGAGUCCCCGCCCUUCAACAAGCCGCGCGAGGCUACACCCGACCUCACCAGCUUCACAAACAUCCAGAAGCGCGAACGUCGCAUGACGCAAUGGGACAUCAAGCCCGCAGGCUACGAGAACAUCACCGCCGGAGGCCGUCGCAUCGCAACGCAUACUUCAGACCCACUGGUCCGCCUAUCCCGUUCAGUGGCUCACGCUUGA
Molecule: messenger RNA, 591 nt
Organism: Alternaria infectoria
Lineage: Eukaryota; Fungi; Ascomycota; Dothideomycetes; Pleosporales; Pleosporaceae
Exons: 3
Coding region: 1-591 (196 amino acids)
Source: RefSeq, a predicted model, not a curated record